GGCGGCUAGAGAGUCCGGCGGCCAUUUGAACAGUGAGGCGGCGAAAGAGUGAGGCCGAGUUUUUGUUUGGGACCCUAAGGUGUGGGGUUGACGCUAUAAUAAGAUGCCUGGACGGUCGACCAUCAUGCCUGUGAUUUCCUUAAGCUCUGUGGAUUCAGCAUUGUCUUCACUGAAAACUUGUCACGUGUCAAUCAAUACUGGAAUUGAGGUUACAACUGAUGUCGCGCUAGCCCUUACAGAACAUGAAGGCAAUGAGGAAGAAGUAAGCAAAAUGGAAAACUUGAUGCUGGACUAUGUAUCUAUGGACCGAGAACUUGAGCAAUUUAUACAAGCUGUAGAAGAUGUCACAAAUCAGGUAAAGCAAGAACGACCAGAACAAUUGCCUGAUUUGAAAUCAUUAGUGGAUAAAAGGUUUAAUGAACUGAAAAAUCUGAACAAAGAUGAAGAUUUACUCAAAACUGAUAAAUAUUUGCAUUUUAAAAGUCAGCUGAAUGAGAUGAAAAAGCAAGUUGGUGCAGAGUCACAGAAUGAGAACACUUCAGCCAAUGAGAUUGAUGAAGACAUUGCAGUGACCCAGAGCCAAAGGAAUUUCAUUUGCCCCAUUACACAGAGAGAAAUGGAAUGUCCUGUGAAGAAUAAAGUUUGUGGUCAUAGCUAUGAAGAAGAAGCCAUAAUAAAAAUAAUCCAAACCAAGCACAAACAAAGGAAGAAGGCUCGAUGCCCAGUUGUUGGAUGUGAUAAUGGAGAUGUGAACCAGUCUGACCUUUCAAUGGACACUACCCUGAGGAGAGCUAUUGAAAUUCACAGAAGGCAUCAAAAACGAUGAUUACCUGUGACAGAUACAGCAGGCAAUUGUAAUGAAGGAGAUUCUGUCAGAUCUACUUAGAAGGUUACGCUGUGGGAUGAAAAAAAUUCUGAUCAAGCACAGACAAUUUGACCAAAAUUUAUGCCACAUUCUACUUGAUUUAUAUGUGUUUCAUUUAAAGCACAGUGCACAGAUAUAAAGCGAUUUAAGUAGAAAACUAGACUUCAGGUGCAAACAAAAAUCCAGGCCACAGCAGUGUUUAUAAAAUGUAGCUUUUGCAGACUUAAAUAUAUGUUUGCAGCAAAGAUAGAGAGCUAGGGAAAUUGAGGAUAGUAUUUUCUGAAUUAACUGUAUAUCCUUGUAAGGUAAAGGCAUUGAACUGCAAGCACUUCUGUUUAACAAGUAAUUUCUUUCCAAAAUUUAGAACGUUUAAAAUUUAUAAUUUCCUUGUAGUUCCCUCUGAUGCCUGGAAAAUGUCUCAAUGUUAUUUUUUGUGCCGCACAAUGUUCUCUGAAUAGAUUGCAAUACCAUUUAUCAACACUGCUGUUUUGGGAUUUGCCAUUGAUUAUUUUUUAUGUUUUAUGUAUCUGGAAUAAAGUUGGCUUUUUACUGGUUAAA
Molecule: messenger RNA, 1423 nt
Organism: Pristis pectinata (smalltooth sawfish)
Lineage: Eukaryota; Metazoa; Chordata; Chondrichthyes; Rhinopristiformes; Pristidae
Gene: nsmce2
Product: NSE2 (MMS21) homolog, SMC5-SMC6 complex SUMO ligase
Exons: 7
Coding region: 104-826 (240 amino acids)
Biological process (GO): double-strand break repair via homologous recombination; protein sumoylation
Cellular component (GO): nucleus; Smc5-Smc6 complex
Molecular function (GO): zinc ion binding; SUMO ligase activity
Source: RefSeq, a predicted model, not a curated record